Numida meleagris (helmeted guineafowl) is the source of this 712-nucleotide messenger RNA. Its product is annotated as saposin-C-like. Lineage: Eukaryota; Metazoa; Chordata; Aves; Galliformes; Numididae. The transcript has 4 exons. The record is from RefSeq and is a predicted model, not a curated record. Gene Ontology annotation, cellular component: cytolytic granule. The coding region runs from base 119 to 541 and encodes 140 amino acids. Gene Ontology annotation, biological process: lipid metabolic process; killing of cells of another organism; antimicrobial humoral immune response mediated by antimicrobial peptide.
UAAGGCCUCGCUGGGUUUCCUCCACGCUGAGUGGCUCAUCCGUCCCCACCGCACGGCUGCGGGGGGCUAUAAAGGUGCAGGGUGGGACACGGGGCUGUCACCUACACUGGGGGACAACAUGGCCGCUGCUUUCAUCGUGCUGCUGGCCGUGGGGGCUGCCGUGCAGGUGGCAGUGACUGAGCUGCCCCAUGACGACCACCAGGAUGUGGCCACUCAGAGCCACGAGGAACAGCUAUGGCACCUGCUCCAGGAUGGCUCAGCCGCGUGGGACGCGGACGAAGAGGACACAAUGGGACCGAUCAAGGGGAUUAAAUGCAGCGUCUGCACAAGCCUGGUGAAGAAGCUGAAGAAGAUUGUGGGCGAUGACCCCGAUGAGGAUGCCAUCAACACGGCGCUGAACAAGGUGUGCAGUAUUGGGAAGCGCCAGAACCGUAUCUGCAAGCAGCUGGUGAAGAAGUUCCGGCAGCAGCUCAGUGAUGCGCUGCAAGAAGACGACGAUCCCCAAGCCGUGUGCACCACCCUGGGGCUGUGCAAGGGCUGAGCGCGGCCAGAGCCCACAUCCUGUACCCCACAUCCCGUGACAGAGCCCCACAUCCUGUGUGCAGACCCCACAUCCUACGUGAGGACCCUGAAACACAGACCCACAGCCCCGUCCCAGUCUCCCUCCCAGUCCCCGUUCCCAUGCAAUAAAGCCGCUCACCUCUGCCAUCGC